Penicillium angulare is the source of this 249-nucleotide messenger RNA. RefSeq lists its product as uncharacterized. The transcript has a single exon. The record is from RefSeq and is a predicted model, not a curated record. The coding region runs from base 1 to 249 and encodes 82 amino acids. Lineage: Eukaryota; Fungi; Ascomycota; Eurotiomycetes; Eurotiales; Aspergillaceae.
AUGGAGGAUGGAAGAAUGUCGGACGUACCGAUAGAGCUAGCAAGUCUGAAAUUCGAAGAGAAAUUUACCGCGCUAGACAAUCGACUUUUCAUCGUCCUAAAUCGUUUACUCCAGCCAGAAGACGCUUUGAAACCAUAUGAUGCAAGUCGAGAGAUUGACGCGACCUUCCCGUCCGACUCCGUCAGCGAGAGGCAAAAAGGCGCAGAAGACUUUUCAAAUUAUGGAGAGGAAUUUCUGUGGACACUUUGA